Molecule: messenger RNA, 2119 nt
Organism: Thamnophis sirtalis
Lineage: Eukaryota; Metazoa; Chordata; Lepidosauria; Squamata; Natricidae
Source: RefSeq, a predicted model, not a curated record
GCCGUAUCUCUACAUACAAGGAAGAUGCAUUAGGAAAGGAAAUGUUUGCCGGAGAAAUAUCACCCCAGCAUCUUCUGAUUAACAGCAAAUAUGGUGAUAGCCAUGGGGAGACGCAACAGACACUGACUGCUGAAAUUGUGGUGUCUAAUCAGGACAACUGUACACCACUUGGUUGUGAUCUCAAUUCCCAAUGCGUUGCAGAUCAAAAUGGUGCUGUGUGUGAGUGCCAGACAGGGUUCAUCAUGGAAGAUCAACUGUGCCAUGAUGUUGAUGAAUGCCUUCUUAACCAAGAACAGUGCAAUCAGAGCUGGUCCAGAUGUAUCAAUACUGAAGGAAGUUACUUCUGUGAGUGCCUUUUGGGUUAUUCUGAAGAUGGACUUCAUUGUUCUGAAUCUAUCAUCGGUCCUUCUGUUGUAACCAGGGAUGACUCUACAUUAUCUGAAAAAGAAGGUCCUAUGGACUGCUCACCAUCCUACUGUUUCCAUCAGGGAGUUUGCAUUUAUAUUUCAGAUCUGCAGACUUUUGCAUGCAACUGUGUGAAAGGCUACCUGGGAGACCGCUGUCAGUUUAGUGACUUGGAGUGGUGGGAACAACAACAUGAGAUGCAUCUUAAGAAGCAAAACAUCGCAACUGCUGCGUUCUUGGCUGUGCUGUUCUUGGUCCUGCUCCUUGGUGUGGCUGCCUUCUAUUUCUAUAGGAGACAACAGAGUUUUUCCAAGAGGGAACCCUAGGCAGAAGACAGAAUAGCUGCUAACAUGAGCUGCAGCAGCACUCCUACCUGCCCUAAAAGGAAAGACAUGAGGCUGCCAACUAUUAAGCCUUUGGUAAUUCUAUAGUAACACAGAGUAAUGCAAAACAAAGGAGAAAUCAAAGGAUAUUAGGGAUCGACUUGAGAUUAUCCAUCAAAUACUUCAUACAUUAAAUAUAUUAAAUAACCACUGGGAGGGCUAUCAAGUAUUUUUCAAUGGACCCAGAGUUCUUCUUAGCUCAUUGUUAUGUGAUCCUUCAAAGUUCACAGCUGCCUGAACGCAUUGCAAUCAAGUGACAGUGUUUAUUGUUAGCUGUGCACAAACAGUUGGAGGGAUGGUCUAAAUUAAAAAAUGCCAACAUGAUGACAUGACCAAUUCACAUUGUAGAGAUGAAAAUGCACUUUGUUUCUUAGAGACCACUGUUGGCUGGGCUCUCCUUUCCGUGUUGAGGGGCCUAGCGAUGCCUAAUCCCAUCUCCUAUCAUUAUUACCAGCUGAACAGUUGGAAGGAAAGUACAGAAUCACAAUCCAAGAUUUUGCAAGCUACUUACGACAUUUGGCCUGGAGGGGAAAUGCUUUUGGAUGGAUUUGGGCAACUGAACAGUGAAAGAAAGGAAUGAGAAACCGGAUCUCAUGAUCUCAUUCAUUGUACUUCACAUGGACGACAAUUUUAUUUCAUUGGAAAUAAUGCAUGGAACAAUGCAGAAUUAAUCAGCUAACAGAAUUGUGUUUCCCCUGUUUAUUACAAACUUAAGUGAAAAAAACCCAGCAUGUAAACUUCUAAAACAAGAAAGGUGCAUUAAAACCACAGCUAUCGUUCUAUUUCAGACUGCUCUAAAUAAAGAUAUCCUUAGGAGCAGUUGUUGCUACAAUUAAUCCCAGUAUCGAAUGUAAUUUUGAUUGAGUUUUAAUGUUUAGUCCACUGCUUCCCAUCCCAACCACUGUUGAUGAAUUCCAGCAGCUUCCACAACCACAACUCCCAUCAUCCUUAAAGAGACAAAAGCCGGGCUGCCCAGCCCCACUGGAGAGUCCCCUGCUUGGGAGAGGAGAGCCCCCUGCCCCAAAGGUUCUUCACACAAUGCACAACCUCCCAGAUCUUGCAAGAGGAAGGUGGGCUCAUCAAGCCCACCAGCUCUUCUCCCCUUUAUUUAGUUUAUUCGAUAACUAAAUAUUGGACUGCGUUGAUUAAAUCAAAUCUUAUUUAAUCUUCUGUAACAUUCUUUUUGUUUUUGUUUUCCUCGUCUCGUGUCAGGAUCAGCUUUGUGAAGUUAUACACAACAAUUAGUAGAAUCCAAAUUUAUUUAUUUGGUUUAUUUCUUGUUGUUCUGUUUUGUUGAAGGAACUAACAAAAGGUAAAUAAAGUAAAUAUUA